Pleurotus ostreatus (oyster mushroom) is the source of this 2649-nucleotide messenger RNA. RefSeq lists its product as uncharacterized. The coding region runs from base 1 to 2649 and encodes 882 amino acids. The transcript is spliced from 9 exons. NCBI's taxonomy places the organism in Eukaryota, Fungi, Basidiomycota, Agaricomycetes, Agaricales, Pleurotaceae. The record is from RefSeq and is a predicted model, not a curated record.
AUGACGACGCCCCCCCACGCACGACCGCACCCUGUUCUCGACGACGACGCACCCCGCACCCUGUUCUCGACGAUGACGCCCCCUGCGUAUCCACACACCCCUGUUCUCGACGUCGCCAACAAUGAUGCACGCCCGCACCCCAUUCUCGACGAUGCCCCCCACGCACGCCUGCACCCUGUUCUCGAUGACGACGCACCCCCACACCCUUACACCUCACCCCUACCCCCUGUCUACCCCUGGCCCCUGGUCAUCAACAUGGCUUCUACCAAGCCCAGGUCCACCAGGUCUGCAACCAAGGCCAUGCAGCGGGAGCUCAUUGUGGACAUCCCUGUAACCAAGAAGAAACAAACCAAGGCUAAGAAGAACAAGAAUAUCACCUCUGCCGACCGUGAUGCAGCUGAUGAAGAAGCUAAUGAGACUACGGUAGAGAAUUUGACUGCUACUGCUAGGACACUUCAGGAGAGUGGUGCUCCGCUUGCACCACCUGCUCGUCAAGUUGGGACUGGAGUCACCUUGGCUCCAAUCACUCCGAGCAUCACCACCUCUCGCAUCAGGCAUGAAGAGCCAGAGGAUGUCCCCCAGAUCGCCACCAAGGACAAGGGAAAAGGUAGAGACCUUACCAAUCUGGGUUCGCUGGAUGCAGAGGAGGAGAAAGAUGAAGGAGAAGAUGCAGAGGCUGAGAAGUCUGAUGAAGAGGGUGACGAGGAGAAAGAUGCUGAUGCUGGUAGCAAUGGCGAUGAAGAUGGUGAGCCGAAGAAGACUGACAAUGAGGACGACAAUGAGGACAAUUCCGCUGAGGUGCCCAUGCCUGCUGACUUGUCAGACAAUAACGACGACACCAUGGAGGUUGACCCCACCACUCCCAAGCGCCCUGCCACCCCCGCCAAACCCACCACUGCUUCCAAGCGCAGAGCCAGCACUUCACCCACCACCGCUCGUCAGAUGGGUAAGGGUGUACGCAAGGACAUCACCCAUGCUAGUGCUUCCUCUCACCGAGCUCCCCCCUCUCCUACAUCUGAUGACCUUGACGAUUUGCAAGGCGCAUCCCAUACCAUGGGUGGCUUUGCUAGAGGCAAGGCCAUGGGUGUUGCCUUGAACAUGGCUGACUUUGACACCAACGAGGAGUCUGAUGCCCCGCCUGUCAUGGGCAUGCUCCUUGUCUUCAAGGAUGGGGCUUCGCCUCUGGAGGGUGCCAGGCCUGUUGGGGUUAAAGUCCCCAUCAAGAACACUCUGGGGCCUGUCCUCACUGCUGCUGCCAAGAAGAUGGUGGCUCUUACUAACUCUGACAUCCUGCUCUGGGAUGCAGAGGACCACUUCUGGGAAGCCAAGGGGCCUUAUGCCACUGCUGUCAGGGACAAUGAGGCUGUCAUCUGGGAUGACAAGAACAAGCUCAGAAUUGGAAUUCAACCAUCUGAGCUUGGUGUCUCCUACCUUCCGCCUCCCUCUCCUUCCAUCAACUCCUCGGCUGCCCCCUCUGCAGUCUCCUCCAUCACCCCCUCUGCCUCUGUCUCUGUUGCCGGCACCCUUGAUAUCGCUGUCAACCCUCUCACUGCUGCCUUCCGUGACGAACCCCUCCUUUUGCAAAUUGCAACUCGCAUGGGGGUACCCUACCACAUGACGAACCAUGGAGCUGCUUCAGCCCCUGGGCUUCCUUCGCUCAGGUCUAUGUAUGCUCGGAUUCAGCUUGCCAAGGAGGCCAAAGAGAAGUGGGACAGCUUGACAACUCCAUGGACAGGAGGUAAUGUUUCGGAGAAGACCCUUUGUUCUAUCUUCGUUGGCAAGACCAAUUUUAACACUUACACCGCCCUCUUUGACCACUCCGUCUUCUUUCCCAUCAUCAUGGACAUGUUGCGCAACCCCAAGUACGACGUCACCUCCAGUGCUCACACUAUGCUCUGGGGAGCUCGUAAGCCUGGUAAGGACACUUUGGCCAAGGUUCUGGACGAGUUGGAGGCAGAGAAGAAGGCAGAGGAGGCAAAGAAAGCCAGAGAUGCAAAGAAGAAGGCUGCAGCUAAGAAGGCUACAAAUUUCUGUUUACAGGCCUUCUGGAUGAUCUUAUCCCUCUUCCUCUUGCUGGGACUCCUUCCAUGUGCUGCUGCAGCCCCUCUGGAAGAUUCGUUUCCUGACAUCCGGUUUGCUGACUUUGCCAAAGUUGUCAAGCUGACCUUUGGUGAGAACAUUACUCUUGCCACAGUUCUGAUGCUCCUCUUCAGCAUCACCAGCAACACCGACAUUCUCAACUUGCAUGGACAACAGAAGGCUGUAGAUAGUAACAACCAGGUGGUCACCAGCUGGAUGGCUGCCUUUGUCCGUGCCAUCAAAGACAAGCUUCAGGUUGAUGUCUCUAACAUCCCUGAUGACUCUGAUGAUGAUGCUGGUGCUGGAGACAACAACUCCAACUCUGGAUCCUCUGAGGACAACAUGGAUGCCUCUGAUGGCAAUUCCAUCUCAGGAUCUGAUGACGACAUGAACUCCUCUGGCUCUGGCUCCUCUGGCUCUUCUGACACUUCUGUGAGUGCUGAGACCAUCUUCGACACCCUCUUCCUGCCUGGAGACAACCACAAAUCGUGUACUGCAAAGAGUCAGACCACCAUACUUGGUAAAAAAACUCGACUCUCUCUGUCAAUUUCUGGAUCUCUACACGCAUAA